Alternaria infectoria is the source of this 672-nucleotide messenger RNA. RefSeq lists its product as uncharacterized. The record is from RefSeq and is a predicted model, not a curated record. NCBI's taxonomy places the organism in Eukaryota, Fungi, Ascomycota, Dothideomycetes, Pleosporales, Pleosporaceae. Bases 1 to 672 code for a protein of 223 amino acids. The transcript has 2 exons.
AUGUCUCGCUUCCCGGCCGCCAAAGCAGCUCUGCUCUUCGCUCUUAUCAGUGUGACCACCGCGAGUUUGACCGGAGUGAUACUGAAUCCACUCAUCAGCGGGACGGAAGGGGCGUUGAAGUGGCAGCCAGUCCUUGACUGGGACAAGGACGUAUGUUAUCAAACUUCGGCCAUAGACUCCAACGGCAACACCAAUCCUGGUCUGGAUGCAAAGUUUUCCGUAGGAGAGUGUCGCGAUUCGUCGCGCCAGUGGAACUGCAACACGUAUGCACGUGAACGAUGCAACCACGGAUGGUGCGUCUACAUGUACGCUUACUACAGCGAGAUGGACAGGGCUGUGGCUGACACUACCGGACACCAUGACAACGCCGACCCACGGGAUGUUCGCUGGGAGGGUUACCACCCAAAGUUGGUCGCGCACCGCGGCGGGGCGAACACAGCAUCACUACGUCUCGCUAAGGCGGCGGAUGAUAACAUUGAGAACGACUUGGGGAUCUGGCAGGCAUGUCAUCUUCAACAGAUUGGCGUCAUGGACAACGGUCUCGCUCAAGGACUCUUGAACACGAACUGGGGGAAUGCCCACAUGGACCUGCCUGACGGUCGCUUCCAGGAACAGUUGGAGAAAUACAUGCCGAAGCAGGCCAGGCAGGACGGCUUUACUGCGCGCGACUAG